AUGUAGAAAAUCAUAUUAUUAACUUUCAUAAGCUUAGGCUACUCAAGGUUGAGCUUUAAAGAAGGUUAAUAUGAUUAUAGUGAUAUAUUUAAAAGUGAAGGAGAAUUUCCAUAAGGAACAAAAUGCAAAAAGGUUAAUGCAAAAUAAUUAGAUCCUUUGUUUGAUGAUUAUCAAGUGAUAUAUUCUGGAUAUUUGAGUGUUUAAGAAGAUAGUAAUUCAUCUUUGGGAUUUAUUUUUUAUGGAAGUUAAAAAGCCAAAUAAGAAAGUGAACUCUAAAAUUAUCCAACAUUGAUAUGGUUGAAUGGUGGACCAGGAUCAUCAUCUUAAUUAGGAAACUUUAUGGAAUUAGGACCAUUGUUAAUGUAAAAGAAUGGUAGUUUAACGAAGAAUUUAUAUGCUUGGAAUACAGAAUAUGAUGUAAUUUUUAUAGAUUAACGAAUUGGUACAGGUUUAGCAUAUGUUGAAAAAUAAUCAGAAGUACCAAAAAAUUAGAAAUAAAUUGGAAAACAUUUUUUAUAUGCAUUAAAUUCGUUCUUAUUUGAUGCAAAGGGAUGUGUGGAAUAGUAAAAUGUGAAAGGAUUGACUUAAUCAGCUUGGUUUAUAUUUGGUGAAAGUUAUGCUGGGAAGUAAAAAUUGAUAUGAUUUAGAUCUGCUCCAACAAUAGCAAAGGCAAUAUUAGAUAAUAAUUAGAAUGGAGAGAAGAAGAUUCCAUUGAAAGGUGUAGGAAUAGGAGAUCCUUUUACAGAUCCAUAUGCAGUAAUAGCAGAAUAUGCAGCAUAUUCAUUUAAUUUAGGUUUGAUAGACAUUCAAGAGAGAAUGAAAGUAGAUUCAAUAUUAGCAUAUGGAUUGAAAGAAUUAAAUAAAGGUAAUACUUUGGCAGCAAGAGAUGCUUUUGGGGAAUCUUUAAACAUUAUAAUUACACAAAGCGGUGGUAUGAAUGUUUAUAAUGUUCUUUAAUAUGGUUAUUAUGAAGAAGUAGAGGAUAAAGUAGAGGAAUAUUUGAAUAAGAUUUCAAUAGUGAAUAUAUUUGGAUUUAGCGAAGAUUGGAAAUAUAAAAUUAGUAAUGGUGGUGAUGGUCCAGUGAUUUUAUGUUGAGAGAUGUUGUAAAGAGAGUCGAAGAAGUAGUUAAAUAGAUUCCAUUUUUGGUAUAUAAUGGGCAGAAUGAUUUGAUUUGUUCAACUCCAGGGACUUUGAGAUGGGUUUAUGAUUUGAAAUAUGAAAAGAUUUAGGAAUAUCGAGAAAAGGAUUUCGAUGUAUUAAAGAUUACAGGAACAAAUAAGAUAGUUGGAUAUUAGAAGUAAGCUGGAAAUUUAGAAUUAGUAUUAAUAAAUAAUGCUGGACAUUUGGUACCUACUGAUUAGCCAGAAGCAUCAUUAUAAAUGGUUACAACAUUCGUUAAUAAACAUAAAUGA
Paramecium sonneborni is the source of this 1412-nucleotide messenger RNA. NCBI's taxonomy places the organism in Eukaryota, Ciliophora, Oligohymenophorea, Peniculida, Parameciidae. The record is from the annotation of a GenBank genome assembly.